Messenger RNA from Amoebophrya sp. A25, 5675 nucleotides. The record is from the annotation of a GenBank genome assembly. Lineage: Eukaryota; Dinophyceae; Syndiniales; Amoebophryaceae.
GACUAAGACAUGGGUAAUCAGCUUAGCAGUAGUCCCCCACGCUAGAAGUGGUCGGUUCAAAAACAAGAUCUGUUAGAUUGUCUUCGAUGAGUCUUUGAAGAAUUUGUUGUGACCCAUAGAAGAUGUAAGUACUGAACUCUUCGAUCACGAACAAGAGCAGUUCAACCUCUGCUAUUUGGGUCCAUCGGUUCAUGCCAUUCAUCUGUUGUCGGUAUGCUUGACCUUCUUUGCUGAUCAACUACGAUUCUAGAAGAUACGAGCAGUCGUAGAAUGUAUAGAAGAGUUGGACGUGGUGAUCUUUCCGACCACAGACCGUGAGUACUCAUGUAACUUCACGAACCAGGUGUUUUCAUGACGCAUCUCAUAGUGCAUCUCUCAUGACCCUCCUGUCUGUCCACCACACAUAUACCUCCUCUCCCACUAUUGUCCUUCUUUGGGUCGUUUGUGACUUUUUUGUCGAAGAAAGAGACACGUGCUUUUCUGUUCAACACAUGAUAGGAAUCUUAGAAUAAUUUCCCUCAUCCUUUUUUUUCACUUCCAUGUUGACUGCAUGCGAGACCUAGAUCUUCAACAUUCUAACAGAGCUCAACAUAGACUGCAUUUCCAUCUCGCUUCUGGGAACAAGAUAUCCCGAUAAAACUCCGCACUCUAUCCUUGCUGCUGAUUGUUCUUGUUGAAACUGAAAACUACCGCUAAUCAGUCUAUCAAUCCUAAAAGAACAGAAGGUAUCACUCUUACUCUCCCUUGAACCUUGAGCCUUAAGAUGUCAUCUCGCUACCACGGUCGUGGUGGCAAGACCGCGGGGCAUGUCCUGCGGUCUCAGAAGCUACGCUCUUUCUCAGGCUCUCCCGAUGUGUGGGCGUCACCAGCCGGCCAAAAAGCCUCUUCCUACGGAACCGUAACACCCGCUCAUAUGAAGGCAAGUGGUAGUGCAGCUUCGUAUACAACAGCAACUGGAGGGAGGGAGUCUACAUUAUGGAAAGAUUUCUGUGUUGUAGAAGUUUCGGUUGGUGGCACAAAUACAGGUCUUUAUAAUACCUGAAAGCUGAUAUGUUUAAUGAACUGAGUUGAAGUCCUCUAAUGCCAGCCUGUAGCAACGUGAAUACGGAUGCAGAGUCAGCGUUCGAGACCCCAUUGGCCUUAUCGCCGAUGCCUCGGCGACAACUCCAUAGCAGUGGUGGCACGAAUAUUGCCACACCCUCCAGCACCCCGUCUGGUACACCAAUAUCACCGAAAUGGUCAACCCGAGUCCAGAGCACUACGCCCAAGAACUUCUUGACGCCGAAAAGUCAUUUUUCCCCGCUGAAAGUUAUGAACAAUGCGGGGUACUUAUCGUGUGUGAUGUCUGUGUACGAAUGCUUUUUAUUCUUGAUUGACUAGUCCUGGACGGGUGGAUUGAUUCAUUCAUUUUUGACGCGUCAGUGCAACUAGGGUUCUCUAUGGUAGAAGUGGUAUGAUAGUACAAGGGAUCAUGUGAAGUCAUUGUGUUAUAAGUCCUUAAGUACUAGAUCUGGAUGCAAGUAGAUUUCUUGCCGCUCUAAGAAAAGGAUGAUGUCGCCGUCGCCAGCGAAGUCGGCUUCGAAGAGUUCGUUGCUCAAAGAAAGCUUCGCGUUGCAGAUGAACAUUAUGGAUUGUGAAGAUGCAUUUGGAUAGUGAUUCUGACGACUGAAGAAGACUUGAUGAAGAUUGUCUCUCUUGGGAAGAUGUAAGGUGUUAUUGUAUUACAAAAAAACAUUUGAGACGCGCUUUAGCAUUGAGAUACCACUUCUAAGAUCAAACUGCAACAGGAAGACGAAUGUGAGAGAGGGGAGAAAAACACGCCACUGGUGUCGCCGGUCAAGAUUGCACCACUAGGGACACCCUCUCCAUCACCGACCAAAAUCACCUCUUCGAGCGCUGCAACAUCAUCGACGCCUAGUACUUCUAGUGCCACUACUGUCUCUAGUAGUUGUACCACUGGUAAGUGUAGAGCAGCCACCUCGAUUCCUUAUCCGAAGAAACACGGCCACAACGAUUUACGCCAGAUUUUUGGAGUCCGCUAUAAUCCGAAUGCCCAUAGGGCAGGCGACAACUACGUCGCUGUGGGAUAUGCUGAUGGUACUUCCGCAUUGAUUGAUGCUACUACAGUACUUUAUUUUUCCGUCGCUGAAUCUGUUUCGUCUUGCCGGUAGUUCAGGAUGACUACUUCUUGAGACGUGACGACGAUGCUGAGGGAUAUGCCGAUGGUGCAUGAGAUUUAGACUAGUAAGAUCUUACUACGCCUGAAAGGAAGUGGUUUACUCUGUACUUCUCUAUCCUUUACCUACUAUCCUUCCUUUUUCUUUUCCUAGUUAGCUUGGCUCCACCCAUAAUAUAAUGAUGAGUGGCCCCACACCCACCUCAUUAAAAACAGGUGCCCUCCGUGUCUUCCAGAACGAUUCUUGGUGCAAAGUGGCCACAUGUCCCUCUGAAUUCGACACACCGGAUCCAGAGACCCUGAAGUUGAUAGAAAAAGGUAUCCAAGUCUCCGCUGCCACGACAGAACCAAAUGAUCCGAUUAUUAUGAACAGGAACGAUGUUGAAGUUGAUGAAAGUCAGUGUGCGACGAGGACUUUGGUUUUCGUAAUUGAAGCUGAUGCUAACGAACCUGCUAUAUAGUGGAGAUCUCGGAACAACACAUACACACUCGCUCUGUCUCUUUCUCUCCUUGAACUAUGGUUAACCCACCCUAAGAUGAAAACUCACCCUUUCUCUCUUCUUUCUAACCUGUCCUCCCUGAAGUGGCUUGACAGCAAACGUAUUCUGUUUUUGCAGGGUAGCCAGAUCAACAUCUUGAACAUGGAGCAACCGUCGAGGCUUCAAAAAGUCGAGCAUAAUCAUGGCACGCAGUACGUCUGUGACGUGACCCACAAUGGAACGGAUUUGGCUGGUAUUUCCUUUCGAUUUGUCUUUUUUCAUUCCCGUCAGACGGACCAUUGUCUUUGCUCUACUGUGCUUCUGUCUUUUCAAUCAAUGUUUUUCUCAUCAAUUAUUGCUGGGCAGUCAGUGUCUUCAGGGGCUACAUCCUCCCAGAACCUACCAUCAUGAACUGACAGCGUGCAAGAGGCCUCAGCGUUUUCUCGUGGGUGGAACGGAUCGAAAGGUGGUCAUCUACGAUGCUAAAACGCUGCAAGAGACCUGCUGUUUGAAGAAAAGCCUCUACCUGGCGGACAGCUUUGCACAUAGUAUAAACCAUGCUCCUUUUCGCACACUAAGUAGAUUCUUUUCUACACUAAAAAGAGCCGGUAGAAAUAACAAGGUAGUCGCAUCAGUCCAGCACCAGCAGAAGUAUAUUUACCAUAUCUUCAGGUAAUCGUAUUAGCGCAGCGAAAUUUUUUCCAGAUUGCGACGGUCAAAUCUAUGUUACUGGAUCUUGGGACAACUCAGUCGGGGUGUGGGAUUGCCGAAGCGGAAAGAGAGAAAGGUAUUAUCACUGUCUUGUUAAUCUCAUCUUGAACCUGAAUAUUAGCUUCAUGCAGUAUAUGAAAGUGAUGAAAAUUUUACUUUGAACUUACCAAUCAUAUUGAUUUUGAUUUUCUUUGAAUGCCAACUCUAACUCGCUGUCACUCACUCCCACUCUUCUGCUCAGGUUCGUGGAAGAGAGCCUUAUGCUCGUUGGCAGUGGUCCGGAGGCUUUAGAUGUUGACAGAAACAUGAUCCUCACUGGCAGUUAUCGUACGCGGAAUGCUGUGCAGCUUUUCUUAUGAAUCUGCUUCUGUUUAGAUUUUUUUUAGAGCUAGGUAAGAAGUUGUCUCUGUCUCACCCCCCCCGCUUAAAUAGAAAAGUUCCUGGUUAUUUAUACGCAUCGACUCGUCCUGGGUGUGGGUUCCAUAUGCCACUAGGGGCGCAGUCGAAUAGUCAUCCUAACGUCGGAAUAAGAUCGAGAUGUUCCCACCUCGUAAUCGGAAACCCUAAGAGUGUUGAACCAACUUGGAGUUUGUAUCCCAGUCCUCAUUCCCUUUUUCUUCAUAUCGCGAUUUCGGAACGUGCAAGCUAGUGGAAAGCAUCCAGCUGAACGAGGAUAUGCUGCCUUACACAUGCCAGUUCUCUAGGGAUAGCAAGAGGAUUUUCGUCGGAGGCAAGAUCUGCAACGCAUCAGGCCAGGGGAGCUUUGUCACUUAUGGUCCUGUUGCAAUGACUGGCGUAAAAAUGUGUGUGGUUCGCUGUAUUAAUGUGGUUCUGGUUGUUGUAGUAAGUUCCUUUCUUACUUAAAGGGCAGGGAAGUUGUGUCACUUACGCAAAAAGGCUGCUUCUCAAGAGAGUGAAUCAAGUCACGUUAAAAAAAGUGGUGUUGAAACGGUGGACUAGUUGUUCUUACGUCAUCAAUAACGGGUAGAUGAGGACGAGCCAUGACAAGUGUUUUAGAAGUAGUACAAGCUAGACUAGCGGGUAGAACUCGUCUGGGAAAUCUUAGGCAGCUCGCCGAAUAGAUUCAAUUCAUCAGUAGGCUCGUUUCUAAGAUUUUAUCAGGCGUGGGAGUCCGCGGAGCGUGAUCACUUACGAGGACCAUAAGCGUGGAGCGGCAGUCUGGUCAAUCGAUGCGCAUCUCCUAGGUGAUGGCGUCACCGAGUAUGCACUAGGUCACGCCGAUGGCGUCAUUGGAGUCAUGCAUAGCUAGAUGAUUGACUAGUCAUAUUCGUAGAAGGAGUCAUAGAGCCCUAGAUAGAAGGGGUUAUAGGCGAUAAUAAAGUGAGAGGGGGGAUGAAAAAAUUUUCUUACAAAGAAGAGCGAGAAGGAAAAUGGAAGACGAUCAAGUUACGAAGAUGAAGUAGAAACAUCAUCAUUCUAACGUUUACAGACCUCCAUCAUUUUGUUUAGGGAAACGUGAAGAUUCAAGUUACAAGUGUACAGAUUCAACAUAAAAAUUGUAAACAACAGAUCUUCAACAAUGAACUAACGAGCAUAUUACGAACAUAAUACCAAGGAACAUACAAAGGAACAAACGAAACUCGAUCAUUCUUGUUGUUCGUGAAUCAUUACAACAGUCUACAAGAACAUCUACUUGUAUCUAUCGACUAUAUUUUGGGACUUUUCUUCAUAGACAACUACGACUUUUUCAGUGAAAGGGAAUAUACAGCAUUAUUAACAAAUGUAAUAUAUUAUUUAUAUAUAAUGUAAAUAAGAUGGUGGAAUUGGCAAAUCGAUAAGAUUCGAAAGAAAAAAUCUACACGUAAAAGGCAGCAGCAACAAGCUGAUUGGUCGUAUCUUCUAGAUCCAUAGAUGCGUAGUCCACAGGCUUCGGAACUCACGAGGAAGUGGCCAUUCUCGUAGUAGUUCCGUGAUUUUCGUAGUAUCAACGCACCACUGAUUUUCGUAGGGCGAGGACUUCUACUGAUUUUCGUUAAGGAAGGAUGUUAAGGAAGUAGGACGUUGUAGGCGGAUGCGAGACUUGCUGUCUACUUAAUAUCUUCUCUGACAACUUGCUUCUGGACCAACAUUUCCCCUGACUCCUGGAUCAACAUCUCUUUGACUGUGACGGUGUGGUUGAAGAUACUAACAAUGGUUGAGUUGUGUUAGUUUGAAAAUCUCUGUACUUAUAAGAUAGAUUGGAAUCUGAAUCUGGUGAAAACGAACUGCCAUCACGCAAUACUAUGGCAACAUCGAGGUACAGAUCUCCAGACAAGGGGAACAAUCUUUUCAGAAUCGUCAACAAGAAU